CUUUACCACAAUACGUUUCGUACAAGCAGCUAAGUUAAACGCUUUCUUAAACUUUGCAAAUGCUUAUUUACAUUUUGUUCCGAUCAGUAUUGGAAAAUUUUCAAUACGUACAUUGUAGACGGAUUACGGACUUAUAUAUGCACAAUCACCGAUAUUUGUGAUAAAGUAUUUUGGCAGUGGUGUAUGCGUUAUUACAAUAUAUGAAUGUCUAAAUAUGGAAACUAUUUCAAGUUUACUUUGACUUCAAAUAAACCUAUAUUUCAAUGAUAUCGUGUUAUCGUCGAGGAUAUUUACGAUAGUGAGUGAUUUAAAUAUAAGCGGGGCAUAAAAUAUACAAAGUGGAUUGUUUUAUUGAGGGUUGACAACUCGAAGGGAGAUGAGCUGAUAACAAAGCCACCGUCAAGUUUUGCAAAGAAUCUCAAUGUGCGCGGCUUCAUGGAGCUUCUUUCGACGCCGCCCACCGCGCUCCCGGUCGUCCGGGAGCAAACUCAGUUUGUGGUCAGAACAUUUCCAAGUGACCAGCUCGGACUUUCACCGGAGUUCUGCCGGAGCUCGCUGUAUUUGGCGAUCUGUGACAGAAAUACCCAACGGACGUUGCAGUGCAUUAAGAGAGGCAGUGACGUCAAUGUCACGUGCACCAAAACCGGAAAUACUUUACUACACGUGAUUAUGAUUGAAGCAUCGCCCAUGACUGAGACCAAAUAUGUUCCGUUUGUUUAUCAGCUGUCAAACGCUGACGUUAAGUUUGACGUCGCAAACUUAAACGGCGUGACGCCGAUCCAGUUGGCCAUAAAGCUACAUUUGUUAGAACUAAUGGUGGCGCUGAUUAAAUGUGGAGCCACGUGUGAAGUAGAAAGUCACCUUGACCUAAUAACUUCCUGCUCCGGCCCAGUUGAAUACGAGUUCCGCUCUGCGUACCGGAAGUUCGGCCCCGGAUACUGGGAGCCGGUGUUAGAGGACAAGGCAUUCAAAGUGAACGUUCUGGUUAAAUCCUGGAGCAGAAUCAACAUUCAGAGAGGCGGAAAGACUCUCAUAGAGUUCGCGAAAGAAAAGGGCGCGCAGGAGAAAAUUAUUAAACAGUUAAUGGACAACGAAGUUUCAAUAGAGUUCGCGCAUGCUACUAUCGCCGGCGACUAUGACAGAAUGAUGCACCUUAGUCAUUACACGGUUGACAUGGAAACCAAAGACUACUCGCAUAAAGAGAACUAUUUCCAGCCAUACUGUCCUCUAACGUUGUACGGGGCCGCCGUUAAGUACGGUCACAAGCACGUGCUUCCGUUGUUGAAAACCGGAAGUGUCGAUGUGACGGUACGGCGUCCCGGCGCUCAGGAUUCCGGAGAACCAGAACAUUCUUCUGCAGUUUGCACGAUAUUAUGACGUCAGGGCGUAGCUGAAAAUUGUAAAUUCAUUAUUAUUUAUAUAGUUGUAACGUGAAAUAAUCGUUGUGUUUAACAUAAAUUUCACGACAGUUACGAAACAUUUUAUACAUCAGUCACAUGCUUAUAUUAUACGUGAUGGCAAACGUUGUUUUUAUUAUUAAAAGUGCAUCAUACCUCAAGUUUACGGCCAUAUCUUUUAAAACUGAAAAAUGUUUAAUGAUAAAAAGCUUAUGUGCAUUUUUUUUAAAUUGCACUAUCUUUCGCAUUAUUUUUUUAUAACAGUUUUGUUCCUGUUUUUUUUACAAAAUGAAUAUCUGAUCAUUGCAAAAUGUCAUAUAUUAUGUCGUAAAAUUUGUUGUUUUGCAUAUUCAAAAUUAUUGACAAAACGAAAGAUUUAAGCAUAGUUAACAGAUUGGAUAUCGUUAUUUGAAGACAAUUGUUACGCACGAUAAAAAAAACAUCCGAUUAGAUAACUUAUUGACAUCGAGGAUAUUUGUAGGAUUUGGUAGAAUAUCGAUUUUAAUUCACGAGUGAAAUAUAUUUUCUAUGAUCACGAAUGAAUUAAAAUCAUUAUUUUCCCUAAUCCAAUAAUAUUGUAUUUUAUUUCAUGUUUACAAAUGAUUAUUCUUGUAUAUUUGCUGAAAUAAUGACGUCGCAAUGUCAUGAAAACGACUUCAUUUCACAUCAUAACAAUGAAAAUUAUCGAAAAUUUUCACGGUUCGAUGUUUUUUAUAUAGGUGAGGGCAUUUUUAUUAGCAAGGCAUGUCUUGAAUUGCGAACUUAUUUACGACUUUGUAUCGUCAACUCUAGCCAUGCUAGUAGUCUUGGAUAUGAACUAAAUGAACUGUUUAUUUAAAUAUUGCAGUUGUAUUAUUUUGUUUCAUUUAUUGAUAGAUCUUUGAUUAAGUAUACUGUUCUCCGUAUGGACUGAAGUGGUCUAUAAGUAAAAACCUAUCGCACUAGUUAAAAGCUCGAGAAGAUCAAACAACCAAAGGGCAUGAUUCUGUAGUUGAUAUCAGACAAAUAACAUCUUCUGAUUUGUAUGCAGUUAUAAGUAAUACGUAUGGCGAAAAGUAAACUUAGUUUUUUUCAAUUUAGAAUUUCUUUAAGUAAAAACUUUACUUUAAUUACAGCACAUAUACGUAAUUCUUUCUGAUAGAGAUUGAAUGUUUCGUGUUUGAAUCCAAUAUACAGGCUAAUUACAAAACUUUGUCAUUCUUCCAACAUCAAACAGUGUUUGUAUGGAGCAACGAGCAAUUCACAUAACUAACAGUGUUGUCAAAACAAUGUCAUGCUUUAAAUGGCAUAUCUGUGAUAUUUUAUAUUAUUUAUUUUAUUGAGUGUUAUAAUCACUACACAUUAUGUUGACAAUAAACAUGACAAUGUCCUAAACGCUUUUCUGUGUUCAUUUGUUUCAUGGAUGGUGUUAAAUUGUGAUCUAGAUUGUUAUUGUGUUCUGUCUGUCUGUUCGUAUCUAUCUUUGUUGAUCCAAUCCAUCAAUGGAUCCAUGGAUCC
Dreissena polymorpha is the source of this 2894-nucleotide messenger RNA. RefSeq lists its product as uncharacterized. The record is from RefSeq and is a predicted model, not a curated record. The coding region runs from base 436 to 1377 and encodes 313 amino acids. The transcript is spliced from 2 exons. NCBI's taxonomy places the organism in Eukaryota, Metazoa, Mollusca, Bivalvia, Myida, Dreissenidae.